AUGCUGCAUUCCAUUUGCUUAGCAUCUCCACUUCACAACAGUCACUUUCCCCCUCCAAAAUUCAACAAUGUCCAAACACCCACUUCACAAAUCCCAAACACUAACCUUAUCUACCAUUUCAACACUCCAUUAGAACUCAAACAAGCUAUUACCAUUCUCAUUAAAACCAAUAAACCUCUGACACUUCUCCCACUGCCACGUGUCGCUUCCAUAUGUGCCCUCACACCAAACUUCCCUUUUGCUCAACAAAUUUUCAACUAUAUAAACCAACCCCAAAUUCCUUUAUGGAACACUUGUUUAAGAAAUCUUGCUGAGGGUAAUAAUGUAAUUGAUGCAAUUUUCUUGUUUCAUCAAAUGAUUAGUUACAAUGUAGUACCUGAUAGUUUUACUUGUUCUUUUGUGCUUAAAGCUUGUGUGCAUUUACUAGAUAUUUAUAAUGGGAAAAUUGUUCAUGGAUAUGUAGAGAAACUUGGGUUUCAAUCAAAUUUAGUUUUAAUUAAUGCAUUGAUACAUUUGUAUGGUAGUUGUGGAGCAAUGGAUGAUGCCUUCCAACUGUUUGAUAAAAUGCCUCAAAGAGAUAUCGUGUCUUGGAAUAUAAUGAUUACGCAAUUAGCGAAAAAGGGUGAUGUUGAUGGGGCGUUUGAAUUGUUUUCGCGAAUGCAGGAGAGAAAUUUAAGGUCUUGGACUGCUAUGAUUACCGGUUUUGUUCAUUGUGGGAAGGCUAAAGAGGCUAUUAGGCUAUUUAUAGAAAUGGAAGAAAUGGGGUUGAGGGCGAAUGAGGUUACUGUAGUGGCUGUUCUUGCAGCUUGUGCUGAUUUGGGUGAACUUGAAUUGGGAAGGAGGAUUCACGAGUAUUCGAAUGAGAGUGGGUUUAGAAGAAACGUUCACGUUUGUAACACGUUAAUUGACAUGUACAUUAAGUGUGGAUGCUUAGAGGCUGCAAAAUAUGUUUUUGAAGAAAUGAAGGAACGAACAAUUAUAUCGUGGUCAGCCAUGAUACAGGGUUUAGCUAUGCAUGGACAGGCGGAUGAAGCAUUAGAACUCUUUAACGAGAUGAUCAAAAGUGGAAUGAGACCUAAUGAGGUGACGUUUCUUGGAAUCUUGCACGCUUGUAGCCAUAUGGGGUUGAUCAACGAGGGGCGAGAAUUUUUUGCUAGCAUGAGUAGAGACUAUAAAAUUUCACCCCAAAUCGAGCAUUAUGGUUGCAUGGUUGAUCUUUUAAGUCGUGCUGGACUUCUUCAAGACGCAUAUGAGCUCAUCACUAGCAUGCCUAUUAAGCCGAAUGCUGUCAUAUGGGGUUCUUUUCUUGGUGGAUGUAAAAUUCAAAAAAAUGUGGAAAUGGCUGAGGAAGCUAUGAGGCAGUUAGGUAUAUUAGACCCUUUUAACGACGGAUACUACAUUAUUAUGUCAAAUAUUUAUGCAGAAGCUAAGCGUUGGGAAGAUGCAGCAAGGGUGAGGAAGUUGAUGAAAGAUCGAGGAGUAAAGAAAACUCCAGGUUGGAGUACAAUAACUAUAGCAGGAGGAACACAUGAAUUUGUGGCCGGAGAUGAUAACCAUCCUCAGGCUGAAGAGAUCUUUAAAAGAUGGGACAAACUGUUAGAACAAAUGAGGUUAAAAGGAUAUGUACCGAAUACUUCAGUGGUUCUACUAGACAUGGAAGAGAGUGAGAAAGAAAAAUAUUUGUAUCGCCAUAGUGAGAAAUUGGCCCUUGUUUUCGGUUUGAUGAACACAAAAUCAGGAGAGACAAUCAGAAUAAUGAAGAAUCUUCGCGUUUGUGAAGACUGUCAUGCUGCUUUCAAAGUAAUAUCAGGAAUUGUCGAGCGAGAGAUAGUUGUGCGCGAUAGGAAUAGGUUUCAUUGUUUCAAAGAUGGCCUUUGUUCUUGUAAGGACUAUUGGUAGCAAAAUCUUGCACUUGGAGAGCUUUUGUUUACUGCAAUAUAUGCUUCUUGAUUCAAAUGAAAGCAAUAAAAUUUCCAAUACAAGGUCAAAA
Lycium ferocissimum is the source of this 1990-nucleotide messenger RNA. Its product is annotated as pentatricopeptide repeat-containing protein At5g66520-like. Gene Ontology annotation, molecular function: protein binding; zinc ion binding; RNA binding. The record is from RefSeq and is a predicted model, not a curated record. The transcript has a single exon. The coding region runs from base 1 to 1899 and encodes 632 amino acids. NCBI's taxonomy places the organism in Eukaryota, Viridiplantae, Streptophyta, Magnoliopsida, Solanales, Solanaceae. Gene Ontology annotation, biological process: RNA modification.